Molecule: messenger RNA, 863 nt
Organism: Cinara cedri
Lineage: Eukaryota; Metazoa; Arthropoda; Insecta; Hemiptera; Aphididae
Source: the annotation of a GenBank genome assembly
AUGAAGAAAAAGGCUGCCGAAAGUCAUCGUAUUUUGGUGGAAGUGUAUGGUGUGCAUGCUCUAGCUGAGCGUACGUGCCAGAAGUGGUUUGCACGGUUUAAAAGUGGCAAUUUUGACUUGGAAGACGAUGAACGGCCCGGACAGCCAAAAAAGUUUGAAGAUCACGAAUUGGAGACAUUGCUCGACCAAGAUCCAUCCCAAACGCAAGAAGAACUUGCAAAAUCACUUGGCGUCGCUCAACAAACCAUUUCCGAUCGUCUAAAAGCAAUGGGAAUGAUCCGGAAGGUAGGCCAUUGGGUGCCGUAUGAAUUGAAGCCAAGAGACGUCGAACGCCGAUUUUUCGCGUGUGAACAACUGCUUCAACGGCACAAAAGAAAAUGUUUUUUGCAUCGACUUGUCACUGGCGAUGAAAAGUGGGUCCAUUACGAUAAUCCAAAACGUCGGGCAANCGGAAUGAAACGAUUACAGGGGAAGUCUACCGACGACAAUUGAUGCGUUUGAACCGAGCAUUGAAAGAAAAACGGCCAGAAACUGAGACCAGACACGAUUAUGUAAUUUUGCAACAUGAUAAUGCUCGGCCACAUGUUGCACAGGUCGUCAAAACCUACCUUGAAACACUCAAAUGGGAUGUCUUACCCCACCCGCCGUAUAGUCCAGACCUUGCGCCAUCCGAUUACUAUCUCUUUCGAUCAAUGCAACAUGGCCUGGCUGACCAGCACUUCUCCAAUUAUGAAGAAGUCAAAAAUUGGAUCGAUUCGUGGAUAGCGGAGAAGCCGGCCGAAUUUUUCAGAAAGGGUAUUCGUGAAUUGCCAGAAAAAUGGGAAAAGGUCAUAGCUAGCGAUGGACAAUACUUUGAAUAUUAA